Messenger RNA from Dibothriocephalus latus, 342 nucleotides. The record is from the annotation of a GenBank genome assembly. NCBI's taxonomy places the organism in Eukaryota, Metazoa, Platyhelminthes, Cestoda, Diphyllobothriidea, Diphyllobothriidae.
AUGUGUCGCAUGAGCUGUGCGGAGGGGAAAGAAGUACUCGAACGUAUCCAACUCACGCAACCCGACAAACUCUAUGCCCUAGACUGCAUUAAACGAACCCUUACGGAUCAUCAAACCACCGAGGGCACAGAAUAUAUUUUGAGUGCAUUCAACUCCGAAGAGGACAAAAUCAAGGCGCUCCAUCGACUCACAGCGAUUUCGACAUAUGCAAACGAGGAUCUAGCUGCUGGAGGUCACUUGUUAUACGGUCCUGUUGGAUCACUCAGUGGACAAAGCUUCCCUCUCUCUGAACACAUGUACGGUCCAGUGCAGCAACAACUGGAAGCUCGAGAGGUGAGAUAA